AUGACCGGGUGUAAACCUGCUGACACGCCAGUUGAAUAUAAUUCAAAGCUUAGUAAUAAAGGUAACAGUGUCCCUGUCAACGAAGAAAGGUAUUGGCGGUUAGUUGAAAAAUUGAUCUACUUAUUUCACACGAGACCCGAUAUAUCAUAUACAGUUAGUAUUGUUAGUCAGUUUAUGCAGGCUUCUUAUGAGGAACACAUGACAACAGUUGAACGCAUCCUGCGAUAUUUGAAGGGAACACCUGGUAAGGGGUUAAUGUUCAAGGAUAACUGUUGCAUUGAAGCUUACACUGAUUCUGACUGGACAGGGUCUGUUGUUGAUAGAAAGUCAAUAUUUGGAUAUUGCACAUUUGUCUGGGGUAAUCUAGUGACUUGGAGAAGCAAGAAACAGGGAGUUGUGGCCAGAAGUGGUGUUGAGGCUGAGUAUCAAGCCAUGAGUUUAGGGAUAUGUGAAGAAAUCUGGUUGAUGAAAGUGUUAUCAGAUUUUCAUUAA
This is a messenger RNA of Benincasa hispida (wax gourd), 492 nucleotides long. The record is from RefSeq and is a predicted model, not a curated record. Lineage: Eukaryota; Viridiplantae; Streptophyta; Magnoliopsida; Cucurbitales; Cucurbitaceae.